CUCGGCCGGGGUGGAAGUUCAGUCGGAAACUUCAAACUUACGACCCAAAAAAGACCAGACAUCUUCAGCCCACACUUUUGCCUUUUUUGGCCCAUUUCAUCAUCAUCACAAGACGGACUGGGACGAGCAACAAUUUGGCUUUUCUCGUGGCGGAUCCAACCAUUCAAUCAAUCGGACUAUUUCGAAACGAUAAUCAACGGGCGUUUCUCUCCACACCUUCGCAACUGGCAGACAUUGGCAGGUCACAUCACCUCAUCUCACUUUGAAUCUCACAGACAUAUAUCAAAUACAACCACAGACAGUGUACGCCCCUCCAACUCAACUCCAACACCAACCUACCCUGAUCCCUGGCACCAGUCAUCAUAUUUGACAUUCCCAUCCUUUCUCUCCUCCACUCGUCUUCCUUCCCAGCUGACCGAGAACGAAGCUGUUUCACAGGCUUCGGGCCUCCUUCUUUCCCCAGUUCAAGUGUAUGCUGUGUCCACACACUACGGUGGGAUAAACGUCAGAUUUCGAGUUAAUCGCGAGACGUCCACAGCAGACUUGCAAUUUGAUCUGCAGCAAUCGUCAACAUGUUUGCACCAACACGACGGUUAUUUCAAAAGGUCCAACCAUGUCGGAUCACCCUCUUCUCCCGCGAUGAGUGCGGCUUGUGCGUGCGGGCCAAAUCGGCACUCUCCAACGUUUGGGAUCGCCGGCCUUUUGCUUACACGGAGGUCGUCAUCACGAAGCCAGAGAACAAGAAGUGGAGGGACCUUUACGAUUUCGACGUGCCCGUGAUCCACAUUAGCAAAGCCGAGGCCCCUGAGGAGGAUGUCAAACUCGUGGGCAAAGCUGUCAAGCUCAUGCAUCGAUUCGACCCAGAUCAGAUCGAAGCCAAGAUGGAUCAAGUAGAGGGAGGAAAGUAA
Molecule: messenger RNA, 908 nt
Organism: Colletotrichum scovillei
Lineage: Eukaryota; Fungi; Ascomycota; Sordariomycetes; Glomerellales; Glomerellaceae
Product: glutaredoxin-like domain-containing protein
Exons: 2
Coding region: 573-908 (111 amino acids)
Source: RefSeq, a predicted model, not a curated record